Messenger RNA from Oppiella nova, 831 nucleotides. The record is from the annotation of a GenBank genome assembly. Lineage: Eukaryota; Metazoa; Arthropoda; Arachnida; Sarcoptiformes; Oppiidae.
AUGACCUACGUUACGGUCCGUUAUCACCACCGAGAUAACCGGCGUUAUAAACGCAUAUUAGUGAACAUCGCGAAGGACUGGGAGUUUCAGACGGACCACUGUCUGCUCAUAUGCGCCACGAGUCUCAUCACGGCGUCGGUCACCGGCUUUUUUCUGGCGACUCUCAUGAUAGCCGUCGUCAUAAUGGCGCGUAAGGCGGGCGUCAACCCCGACAACUGCAGUACACUAAUCGCCGCCUUUUUGGGCGACAUAUCGGCGGUCGUGAUGUUAGCCGGCACAGCCAAACUGCUAUUCACGGUGCGCCACAUCCAGUGGAUUGCGCCCACGUUUAUCGUCAUAUUCGUAGCGCUGCUACCGUUCCUCAUAUUCAUCGCUAAGAAUAACGAAUACACCAGAGAUUUGAUUGACAAGGGAUGGUAUCCCAUCAUUAUAGCCAUGUUCAUCUCGAGCAUCGGUGGCUUUAUAUUUGAUUUCGCGGUCAGUGUUUUCGAGACCAUCGCUAUAUUCCAGCCCAUAAUCAAUGGUGUAGGCGCUAACUUAGUGGCUGUUCAGGCGAGCAGGAUAUCCACGUAUUUGCAUCAGAGGUGCGCUUUGGGUGAAAAACCUCCGACCAGUUGUAAAGUGAAUACAAAUAUCUGUCAAUUACCUCAUAAUGUGUUUGUGGGCUCCAGUGAACUCAUACAAUGGGAUGAUGUGACCCUUACAGUGCCAUUUGUGAGCACCUAUUUAUUGGUGGCUGUCAUACAAGUGUCCAUUCUCUUAUACAUCGCUCACGCAACGGGAGAUCUGAUAGGAACGGCAUUAUUAACGAUCGCUUUCAUGCUAAUGUGA